GCGCGUAGUACCAGGCAGUUUACGUUGUGUGCCAGUUUGUGUGGUCGGGUAUAGAGAAGCUGGAAGCAUACAGCAAAUUCUACAUCCUAACUUUCAACAUAUUAUCGUGCGGUCGACUGACGGAAACAUUUUUUUAAAUAUAUUUGCGUGUGGUACCCUUGUAACGUAUCUAUUCAUCUCUUUACUCGGUUGAUAAAGUAAUUUGAGCUAACGUGCAUUGCAACGUAGUUGUGUAGUUUAAUUAGCUUUAUUUAACGUUAACGUUUCAAGAACCGCGCAAUAAUGUUCGAGGCUCGGCUUGUCCAGGGUUCGAUUCUGAAGAAGGUUCUGGAGGCGCUUAAGGACCUGAUAACCGAGGCCUGUUGGGAUGUCGCUUCUUCGGGCAUCUCCCUUCAGAGCAUGGACUCGUCACACGUCUCCCUAGUCCAGCUGACCCUCCGCAGCGACGGUUUUGACUCCUACCGUUGCGACCGCAAUCUUGCCAUCGGAGUUAGUUUGGCUAGCAUGUCCAAGAUGCUGAAGUGUGCGGGCAACGAUGACAUCAUCACCCUGCGUGCGGAGGACAACGCAGACACCCUUGUCAUGGUCUUCGAGACCCCCAACCAGGAGAAAGUGUCCGACUACGAGAUGAAGCUGAUGGACCUGGACGUGGAGCAGCUGGGAAUCCCAGAGCAGGAGUACAGCUGCGUGGUGAAGAUGCCCUCGGGCGAGUUCGCCCGCAUCUGCAGGGACCUCUCCCAGAUCGGCGACGCCGUCAUGAUCUCCUGCGCCAAGGACGGGGUCAAGUUCUCCGCCACGGGGGAGCUGGGCACCGGCAACAUCAAGCUGUCCCAGACCAGCAACGUGGACAAGGAGGAGGAGGCGGUGACCAUUGAGAUGAAUGAGCCAGUGCAGCUCAUCUUCGCUCUGAACUACCUGAACUUCUUCACCAAGGCCACGCCUCUCUCCAAGACAGUCACCCUCAGCAUGUCCGCAGACAUCCCCCUUGUGGUGGAAUACAAGAUCGCUGACAUGGGCCACGUUAAGUACUACCUGGCACCCAAGAUCGACGAGGAGACGUCCUAAAGCUGGAGCUGUCUGUGUAGAGGGGUUGGGGGGGGGGGGUUGGCAUUGGAGGGGGGUCUGCUGGAGGUGUGAGGGGUAGAUAGCCGGACUGACUGCAGUAGCCAGCUCUACACUGCCCCGCCCGGCUCUGAAUCUCCUCGGUUUCUGCCCCAUUCGACACACGCCGUGUUUGUCCGUGAAGCUGAAAUUGCUGAUUUACAUGAAAGAAUUUCAAAAUGUUUCUCGGCAAAGAAUUCGCGUAUUUCAGUUUCCUGAACCUUUAAUGUAUAAAUGAUCUUUGUGUGCUGAGUGUUGACUGAAGUGAGAAGUCCAGCAGCAUGAGUUACUUGCCUCCAAUGUCACUCUGUUUGUCCUCCCAACCCCCCCCCCCCAUAUAUGUUUUCUGCUCACAUCCUUCUUUUUCCUUCCAUUUUCUCAAAUGCAGUAGUAAAGUUUUGUAUAUAAA
Anguilla rostrata (American eel) is the source of this 1510-nucleotide messenger RNA. Its product is annotated as proliferating cell nuclear antigen-like. Gene Ontology annotation, cellular component: PCNA complex. The coding region runs from base 283 to 1065 and encodes 260 amino acids. The transcript has 6 exons. Gene Ontology annotation, molecular function: DNA binding; DNA polymerase processivity factor activity. The record is from RefSeq and is a predicted model, not a curated record. Gene Ontology annotation, biological process: leading strand elongation; regulation of DNA replication; translesion synthesis. NCBI's taxonomy places the organism in Eukaryota, Metazoa, Chordata, Actinopteri, Anguilliformes, Anguillidae.